Cynoglossus semilaevis (tongue sole) is the source of this 3170-nucleotide messenger RNA. RefSeq names its product microtubule-associated protein 9 (gene map9). Gene Ontology annotation, molecular function: microtubule binding. NCBI's taxonomy places the organism in Eukaryota, Metazoa, Chordata, Actinopteri, Pleuronectiformes, Cynoglossidae. The coding region runs from base 303 to 2141 and encodes 612 amino acids. The transcript has 13 exons. The record is from RefSeq and is a predicted model, not a curated record. Gene Ontology annotation, cellular component: astral microtubule. Gene Ontology annotation, biological process: mitotic spindle assembly; regulation of mitotic cytokinesis; mitotic cytokinesis.
GCAUGCGCAGACUUCAACUUGGGUUUCCCUGGGUAACCGUCAACUACUAUGUUGCUACAGCAGCUUGGUCAGUGCUUUUCACUUCAUUCUUAAAUCGCAUACCUUUUAGCUGUAUUUUUUAUGAAACGUUGAGCAUCAGUACACCACUGAGUGUUUUUUCAGUAGCUCUAAUCCUAGACAGCAGUAAUGGCAGCACCAUGAGCGCGAUAACUAUUUACUUGCAACGAUGAGAUUAGCGAACGGUGGCUAAUGCUAAUGCUAGUAAACAGUAAAACCAGAGGAAGGCGGUCAAAGUUCCAAGGAUGACGAACCAAGAGGUCAGAACUCUGGCUUAUACAAAAAGCCCCAAAACAUCCAAAAGAACAACAUUUCAGGAUGAACUUGAGGCUGCCGUCUCAGCCAGAGUGAGCAGAACCAAACCUGACCCCUUCUCUUAUUCCGAUGACUUUGAUGAAGAAGAAGAUGAUUUCUUAAGCACAUUUCUCAAGUCAAGGAAGAAGAGAGCCGAUGCAUUUAGAUCUGGGAAAACAAGAGGCAAAAUCAAUACCUUUGACCUUUCAGAUGAUGAAGACAAACCUGAAAAGACGAAGAAAGUCUCAUUCCUGAAAACUCAGAAAGUCACCUUUACCAAAGAAGAGACUUCAGAUUCACAGGAAUAUGAGCCACCAGACUCAUCACACAUUGGUCAUAACAAUGAAGACAAAUUACAAAAAGCUUCUGAUAACAGCGAAUGUGACACACAAAGUAAAAACAGUGGUACUGAUCACAUUGGUCCACAAAUUCCAACAGAGAGCUCAAGUAAAUCCCAUUCAGUCUCCCCCUCAGACAGCACUCUGGAUUUACCUUUUGACAGCAGUGUGACCAAAGCCCCAGAUCAAGAGGAGAACACUGGUCAUCCAUCUGUGCCUGACCCCCACCAUGUGACACCAGCAGAAAGCAAAUAUGAGAGACAGCCCAGACCCAAACCAAGGCAAAGGUCUCUUGCAUUAAGCAAGCACACCACAGAGGAUUUUCUGGAGGACGCUGGACCUCCAGUCCUCAGCAGGUCCCAGACCUCCUCUGCUUCCAUUCACCUUUCCACUGAUGUGUCCAGCACCACAGCAGCAAGGAGCAGCAGUCCUCAUUGGACAGAAGAUGAUCAAACUGCUUCAAACAGCCUCGGCAGAUCGCCUUUGAGUAAGAGUGAGCAGUCGCUCACCAGGUCUACUAUAGAUUCUGCUUCUUCAGCUCACUUAAUCUCCGAAGACGGCAAUGAGCAGGAAAAUGUGGAAGAUCAUUCACUUCAUUCUGUUGAUCAACUGUCUCAAACUCAGGAAAAAUCAGCCGAUACCAAGGGCACUCAUCUAAAAACCACUCAGAGAUCUCAGAGUGCCUGCUCCAAAAGAGUGGAAUCAAGGUACCUGGGAACACUCCAAAUUCUAGAUCGUAAGGUUUCACUCCAGGAGUCUGAGCCACAAGGUGCAGAGUCUCUCAGAGCUGCAAUUUACCAGGAAUGGCUGAAAAAGAAAAAAGAGAAGUCAAAAGAGAAAAUGGAACUAAAGAAGAAGGAAGAACUCUUGCAAGAAAAAAAGAAAAAGGAUGCAGAAGCAAAAAAAGAAGAUGCUGUUGCGUCAUACGAGGCGUGGAAAGAAAAGAAAAUGGAGAAUCUCAAAGCAAAAGCUAAAGAAAAGCAAGACAUGGCCAGGAAAGAGCAGCAAGCCAGUGAAGAGAAAACAGAAAGAAGGCAGUCUGCCAAACAGAUGUUUGAAAAGUGGAAAAAGGAGACUGAUCACGUUCUCAAAGAAAAACACCAAAAACAGAAAGAUGCUGAAAAUAAACUGAGGCUUAAAAAGCAGCGAAAGGAGGAAGAAAGAAGAAGAGAGUGUGUGUCUGCUUUUACUCACUGGAGCGAAAAGAAAACAGAUAGUCUCAUUGAAAAGGCUUCAAAGGAGCGCAAAGAACUGAGAAAUAAGUCCGAGGAGGAACAGUACAUGAAAGAGGAUAGAGAGAAGAUGGCUUUUGACGUUUAUGAGAAUUGGCUGGCAAGAAAAGAACUAGAAUACAAGAGACAGAGGGAAGAGAGGAGGAUAAAAGCAAUUCUUGGAGACAGUCCACCACCACCAUGGAGCCCUCCAAACAAAACUGUAGGAUUUAGAAAAUAAUACUUCAAAUGUUCAGUAACUGUUCAUGCUAUGUUGCAACGUGAGCUAUGUUUAGCUCACGUUUCAUUUGUAUUGUAUUGUAUUGUUGUUGGGCAUAUAUUCGUCACCAGGUUAACUAACAGUUAUAGUUCAGGUUUACAGGUGUUUUUGUUGUUUUUUUACUGUACAGAAAGUAGGACACCAUACAGUAUAUGAUGACAUUCUUACAUUUAACUGUGUAUAUAUUUAUAUUUUAUAGCCCAAAAAAGUGUGCGUUGUUUGUUGAUGAACUUAUUUUCUUAAAAAUUACACAUUCUUCUCAGCAGAUUAAAAAACUUUUUUUUUCAAUUAUUAUUACAUAUCCUUACUCAUAGUCCAAAUCAUUGACUUAUUAUCACUUGUAACGAAACAAAACAAUUCAUAUACUUGAUGGGUUCAGCAAUGGGUUAUAAAAGAGAGAGUUACAUGUUGGUUAACAGUGUAAUGAACUUACAUUCAAUACUAAUAUCUGAGAGGAUUUAGCCUUUGACAUACCUCUAGGUCUAUUACUACUCUACAACUAGUGAGUAAACUAAAAUAUGAGUAAGAUUUACAUUAUUUUGAGGUUUUAUGGCGUAUUUGACAAUCGGGGAAUUAACUGUAUGUCAGCACAAAAUUGGCUUAGUCACGUUGCAACAUCUGAAAGAUUAAUCAGUGUUGUUAAAUACCAAUUCUACAAAGAGACUACAUUUUUAAAAAAUCCAAGUGUGCAAAAUCCACGUUUCGGCUCUACUCUCAAACCCAGGUAUGAAUUUUGUACAUAAUGUUUUACCAGCUGCAAAAAUAAUGUCUAGUAGGGGCUAAUGUCCGCUGCAAACCAAGCUAAUUGUAUUCCACUAUUUAAGCAUAGCCUUAAAAUAGUAAAACUAUCAUUCAAAGCGAUUAGGUCAUUCCGUAGUAUUAUCACUUCAGACCAAAGAAACACCAGCUCAAGCCUGCUUAGAUUCAAUAGUAAUGUGGAGGUCAGAUAUAUACACAUAUGAAUUUAAUAUUUAUUCGCCCUCGUUUAGA